Messenger RNA from Naumovozyma castellii, 1143 nucleotides. It is a transcript of the gene SMM1, whose product is annotated as tRNA-dihydrouridine(20) synthase (NAD(+)). Lineage: Eukaryota; Fungi; Ascomycota; Saccharomycetes; Saccharomycetales; Saccharomycetaceae. The transcript has a single exon. Bases 1 to 1143 code for a protein of 380 amino acids. The record is from RefSeq and is a predicted model, not a curated record.
AUGCCACUCACAUACGCUGGAAAGUUGGUCUUGGCCCCCAUGGUUAGGGCGGGGGAACUGCCAAGUAGAUUACUAGCUAUCAAACAUGGAGCUGAUUUGGUUUGGUCGCCUGAAAUCGUUGACAAAAAAUUAAUUCAAUGUGAAAGGAAAUGGAAUGAUCAUCUUCAAACAGUGGAUUUCAUCGUCCCCUCCAAAAACAACAAGGGAAUUGAGACCGUCGUAUUUAGAACGUUCCCACAAUUGGAAAGUGGGAAAUUGAUCUUUCAACUGGGAACUGCAUCGCCUGAUUUGGCAUGUCAAGCUGCUUUGAAAAUUAUAGAGGAUGUAGAUGGAUUGGAUGUUAAUGCAGGAUGUCCUAAACAUUUCUCUAUACAUUCAGGGAUGGGGGCUGCUUUAUUGCAAACACCAGAUAAGUUGUGUGAUAUCUUGAAGAGUUUAGUGGAGAAGAUUGGUGCUCCCUUUAAGAAGCCAAUUAGUGUUAAGAUUAGAAUCCUAGAGGAUGAACAAAAGACCUUACAAUUAGUGGAGAGACUUUGCUCAACAGGGAUAUCCAAUUUGACUGUACAUUGUAGAACAACCCCAAUGAGAAAUAGGGAAGAUCCAAUAAGAGAUUAUAUUCAUGGGAUCUUUAAGAUUUGUCAAAACCAUAAUGUUUCUUUGAUAAUGAAUGGUAUGAUUAAUAAUAAAGCUCAUUUUUUGCAAAUACGUGAAGAGAUGAAGUUGUCUGAUCAAAUUGGAGGCAUGAUAGCUGAUUGUGCCGAAAGAAAUCUCAGUGUAUUUAAAGAUGGAGAACCUUUACCUUGGUAUGAAACUUGUAAGGAGUAUAUUGAAAUUGCCAAGAAAUUUGAAAACAAUUUAGGUAAUACGAAGUACAUGUUGACACGUCUCGUUCCAGGUAAAUCAAAAUUCUUCCAAUUAUUCGCAAAAUGUAAGAAAAUUGAAGAAAUUGAUUAUGUAUUAACGAAAAUUGGACCUCAAGGUGAACUGCUAGAGGAUCCAACACCAUAUUUACAAGAGCAAAGAAAUAUUGAAGCAUUAGCUAAAAAGAAAACUAACGAUUUGAAAUCUCAAAAGAAUCAAGAAAAGAAGAGGAAAGAACCCAAUGAAAAAUAUGAUACCAUAAAUAAAAAAGUUAAAAUAUGA